GCGGGGCGUGGGGUCGGUGGCUGCUGGGCGCGCGGGGCGCAGGCCGCGGGGCCGGAGCCGGGGGGAGCGAGCGAGCGGAGGCGCCGAGGAUCCGAUUCACUCGCUAGGGAGACCUAUGGGCCGAAGCCGUGUAAAUGCGUUUUAAGCAGGGGCCUCGGCUCCGCAACUGCCACUCCUUCUCGGGGUGUUGCACAAGUUUCGAGGUCACCGGCGACCCCCCCUAGCAGCGCGCCUGGCUCUGGCCCCCGCGAAGGAGGACGGGGCUUGUGUGUUGCAUACUUUCUAAGGCGGAGGCGGCGGCGGCAGCAGCGGCUGUUCCUGCUCAGCAUGGCUGGCUACCUGAGUGAAUCGGACUUUGUGAUGGUGGAGGAGGGCUUCAGUACCAAAGACCUGCUGGAGGAACUCACUUUGGGGGCCUCACAGGCCACCACGGGCGAGGUUGCUGCCUUCUUUGUGGCAGACCUGGGUGCCGUGGUGAGAAAGCACUUUUGCUUUCUGAAGUGCCUGCCUCGAGUCCGGCCUUUUUAUGCUGUCAAGUGCAACAGCAGCCUGGGUGUGCUGAAGGUCCUGGCUGAGCUGGGGCUGGGCUUCAGCUGUGCUAACAAGGCAGAGAUGGAGUUGGUCCAGCGCAUUGGUGUCCCUGCCAGUAAGAUCAUCUAUGCCAACCCCUGUAAGCAAAUCGCACAGAUCAAGUAUGCUGCUAAGCAUGGGGUGCGGCUACUGAGCUUCGACAAUGAGAUGGAGCUGGCAAAGGUGGUCAAGAGCCACCCCAGUGCCAAGAUGGUGCUGUGCAUUGCCACAGACGACUCCCACUCCCUGAGCCGCCUAAGCCUGAAGUUUGGAGCGUCGCUGAAAUCCUGCAGACAUCUGCUUGAAAAUGCCAAGAAGAGCCACAUGGAGGUGGUGGGUGUGAGUUUUCAUGUUGGCAGUGGCUGUCCUGACCCUCAGGCCUAUGCUCAGUCCAUCGCAGAUGCCCGCCUUGUGUUUGAAAUGGGUGCCGAGUUGGGCCACACAAUGCACAUUCUGGACCUUGGUGGAGGCUUCCCUGGCAUAGAGGGAGCCAAAGUGAGAUUUGAAGAGAUUGCUUCUGUGAUCAACUCAGCCUUGGACCUGUACUUCCCAGAGGGCUGUGGUGUGGACAUCCUUGCUGAGCUGGGGCGCUACUAUGUGACCUCCGCCUUCACCGUGGCAGUCAGCAUCAUUGCCAAGAAGGAGGUUCUUCUGGACCAGCCUGGCAGGGAGGAGGAAAAUGGUUCCGCCCCCAAGACCAUCGUGUACCAUCUUGAUGACGGUGUGUAUGGGAUCUUCAACUCAGUCCUGUUUGACAACAUCUGCCCCACCCCCAUCCUGCAGAAGAAACCAUCCACAGAGCAGCCCUUGUACAGCAGCAGCCUGUGGGGCCCAGCUGAUGUCCGAGACUGUGUGGCUGAAGGCCUGUGGCUGCCGCAACUACAUGUAGGGGACUGGCUGGUCUUCGACAACAUGGGAGCCUACACAGUGGGCACAGGGUCCCUCCUUGGAGGGACUCAGGCCUGCCGCAUCACCUACGCCAUGUCCCGGGUAGCCUGGGAAGCGCUGCGAAGGCAGCUGCUGCCUGCGGAACAAGACGAAGAUGCUGAAGGCAUGUGCAAGCCUCUGUCCUGUGGCUGGGAGAUCACAGAUACCUUGUGUGUGGGCCCUGUCUUCACCCCAGCGAGCAUCAUGUGAGCAGGCCCUGUCCCCCCCCUCCGGAGAACCCCAGCGGGGCCGCAGAGAUGUCUCUGGGAGAGGUGGGGAAGGCGGCAAGCAGGGCACCCUCUGGCCAGGACUCUGGUGCUCACUUUGCUGCCCCCACACUCCACCUGUAGUGUUUCUGCCCUGUAAAUAGGACCAGUCUUACACUCACUGUAGUUCAAGUAUGCAACAUAAAUCCUGUCCCUUCCAGAUGUGUCCGCCUCCUCUGCAGCGCAAGCGGCCUGGUCAGCCAGGCGUGGGGUGUUCUUGGGGUCUCCCUCGGUAUCCUUCCUCCUUUGUAAAUAUGAAGCAAAUAAAUAUUUAGGUUUUUAA
Molecule: messenger RNA, 2046 nt
Organism: Ictidomys tridecemlineatus (thirteen-lined ground squirrel)
Lineage: Eukaryota; Metazoa; Chordata; Mammalia; Rodentia; Sciuridae
Gene: Azin2
Product: antizyme inhibitor 2
Biological process (GO): positive regulation of polyamine transmembrane transport; negative regulation of protein catabolic process; positive regulation of catalytic activity
Cellular component (GO): cytoplasm
Molecular function (GO): catalytic activity; ornithine decarboxylase activator activity
Source: RefSeq, marked reviewed